Pichia kudriavzevii is the source of this 969-nucleotide messenger RNA. RefSeq lists its product as uncharacterized. The record is from RefSeq and is a predicted model, not a curated record. The coding region runs from base 1 to 969 and encodes 322 amino acids. NCBI's taxonomy places the organism in Eukaryota, Fungi, Ascomycota, Pichiomycetes, Pichiales, Pichiaceae. The transcript has a single exon.
AUGUUCUAUGAGCUGUCCAUCCAGUACGACGACCCUGCGCUUACAACCUUGAUUGAGGACACUCCCAUAUCCAACAUCUCUGCCUUUGCCAUGACACACGCGUAUCCGAAUUGGUACCCUUCACAUAUGCCUAGGCUCUUCAGCAGAGAAGAGACACAGGAGGAACGAGAGGACAACGUUUCACUAAUGGAGACUUUUCUCAAACUGCAAGGAUUCCAAACUAGCGAUCAGAUAUACGACUUUGUGAAGCUGCAAUCCCAUCGAUGCAUUCAUUUGUUCUACACGUACCUUGAUUCCUAUGCACCUUCCGACUCGUUGACGAGUCCAAACCAGAUGUUCUCCACAUACAUGGUGCGGAUACUAUCACCGUUGGUUCCGCAGGGGAACUGGACUACCGGCGGUGACCCCCCUGCCCCAAGUGAAUUCUUUUACAGGUCAUUUCCUAAGGUGUCGCCGGAUUUCGACAAUGACUACCAUGUCAACAAUCCCGGUGUCUUCUGGGGGUGGUUCAAUCUGUCCAGAUGGCUACCCAACUUGAUCCAAAGGGUGUUGUUCCCACUAGACGGUUAUGCCUAUCACAACAACGAGGAAACAAAGGAUCAAAACGAUAGGAGGAUCCCAAACGCAAGGAAAUUGUACGGUAAAAACACUCCAACAAAAUUAGAAUGUCAAUUAUGCCAGCAUUUUAAAGGCAUAACAUUAUACAAUAAGAACGGUGACUGGUAUUGUGUCUACCAAGAGAAAUUGGACUCAUUAACUAGAGAUAACUUUUUCUCCUCUUUUAGUGACUACAUCAAUUGGAAGACUGACUAUAGUGAGAAGCUGGUCGAAUUGCAAAAUAAGGCGUUCAAGGCCAGGGAUAUGAGGGAAAUGGAACAAAUAGAGAAGGAUAUCUAUGAACUAAGGAGAAAUUUAGAUAAAAGGACCAAUACAAUCAAAUCAAACUAUAUUGUUAGUGUCAGGGGUUAG